Molecule: messenger RNA, 3094 nt
Organism: Mustela erminea (ermine)
Lineage: Eukaryota; Metazoa; Chordata; Mammalia; Carnivora; Mustelidae
Product: protocadherin beta-10-like
Exons: 1
Coding region: 1-2397 (798 amino acids)
Biological process (GO): homophilic cell-cell adhesion
Cellular component (GO): plasma membrane
Molecular function (GO): calcium ion binding
Source: RefSeq, a predicted model, not a curated record
AUGGAAGCUGGAACGUUGUGCUGCCCAAGACAAAGGCAAGUCCUAUUUCUUUUUCUGUUUGGGGGAGUAUCCUUGGCAGGUUCUGGGUUUGGACGAUAUUCGGUAACAGAGGAAACAGAGAGAGGAUCAUUUGUUGCCAAUCUGGCAAAAGAUCUGGGGCUAGGGGACCAGGAGUUGGUUGCAAGGGGAGCCCGGGUGGUCUCCGAUGACAACAAACAACACCUGCUCCUGGAUUCUCAGACUGGAGAUUUGCUUACGAAUGAGAAACUGGACCGAGAGAAACUGUGUGGCCUCACGGAGCCCUGCAUGCUAUAUUUCCAAAUUUUAAUGGAUAAGCCCUUUCAGAUUUACCGGGCUGAACUGAGGGUCAGGGAUAUAAAUGAUCAUUCACCAAUGUUUCGGGACCAAGAGACAGUCUUAAAAAUAUUAGAAAGUACAGCUGAAGGGACAGCAUUUCGACUAGAAAGAGCAGAAGAUGCAGAUGGAGGACUUAACGGUAUCCAAAGCUACACCAUCAACCUGAACCCUUUUUUCCAUAUUAAAAUUAGUGACAGUGAUGAAGGCAUGAUAUAUCCAGAGCUAGUGUUGGAUAAGGCACUGGAUCGGGAGAAGCAGCAUGAGCUCAGUUUAACUCUCACAGCACUGGAUGGUGGGACUCCACCCAGGUCUGGGACCACGACAAUACGAAUUGUGAUCCUGGACAUCAAUGAUAAUGCCCCCCAGUUUUCUCAGACAAUCUAUGAGACCCAGACCCCAGAGAACAGCACAGUAGGAUCUCUUAUUGCAAAAGUCUCUGCAGGAGAUAUAGAUUCUGGAGUCAAUGCAGACAUAUCCUAUUCACUUUUUGAUGCUUCCGAAGAUAUACGAACAACCUUUCAAGUCAAUCCUUUUUCUGGGGAAAUUAUUCUCAUAGUGUUGCUUGAUUAUGAGCUAAUAAAGUCUUACAAAAUAAGUGUACAGGCAAUGGAUGGAGGGGGCCUUACUGCAACAUGUACAGUUUUGGUGGAGGUAUUAGACGUCAAUGACAAUCCCCCUGAACUGGUCAUAUCAUCACUUACCAACUAUGUUGCUGAGAACUCUCCUGAGACGGUACUCGCUGUUUUUAGAAUUAAAGACAGAGAUUCUGGAGAAAAUGGAAAGAUGCUUUGCUACAUUCAAGAUAAUCUGCCAUUCCUUCUAAAACCCUCUGUGGAAAAUUUCUACAUCCUAAUGACAGAAGGAGGGCUGGACAGAGAGAGUCAGGCCGAGUACAACAUCACCAUCACCGUCACCGACCUGGGGACCCCCAGGCUGAAAACUCAGCACAACCUCACGGUGACCGUGUCCGACGUCAACGACAACGCCCCGACCUUCAGCCAGACGACCUACACCCUGCGCGUCCGCGAGAACAACAGCCCCGCCCUGCACAUCGGCAGCGUGAGCGCCACCGACAGAGACUCGGGCGCCAACGCCCAGGUCACCUACUCGCUGCUGCCGCCCCACGACCCGCAGCUGCCGCUGGGCUCGCUGGUGUCCAUCAACGCGGACAACGGGCAGCUGUUCGCGCUCAGGUCGCUGGAUUUCGAGGCGCUGCAGGCGUUCGAGUUCCGCGUGGGCGCGGCCGACCGCGGCUCGCCGGCGCUCAGCAGCCAGGCGCUGGUGCGCGUGCUGGUGGCGGACGCCAACGACAACGCGCCGUUCGUGCUGUACCCGCUGCAGAACGGCUCGGCGCCCUGCACCGAGCUGGUGCCGCGGGCGGCCGAGGCGGGCUACCUGGUGGCCAAGGUGGUGGCGGUGGACGGCGACUCGGGCCAGAACGCCUGGCUGUCGUACCAGCUGCUCAAGGCCACGGAGCCCGGGCUGUUCGGCGUGUGGGCGCACAACGGCGAGGUGCGCACGGCGCGGCCGCUGAGCGAGCGCGACGCCGUCAAGCACAGGCUGCUGGUGCUGGUCCGGGACCACGGCGAGCCGCCGCUGUCGGCCAGCGUCACGCUGCACGUGCUGCUGGUGGACGGCUUCUCGCAGCCCUACCUGCCGCUGCCGGACGCGGCGGCGGCCGAGGCCCGCGCCGACCCGCUCACCGUCUACCUGGUGGUGGCCUUGGCGUGCGUGUCGUCGCUCUUCCUGUUUUCGGUGCUGGUGUUCGUGGCGGUGCGGCUGUGCAGGAGGAGGCGGGCGGCGUCGGGGGGCGGCUGCUCGGUGCCCGAGGGUCCGUUUCCGGGCCACCUGGUGGACGUCAGCGGCGCGGGGACCCUGUCCCACAGCUACCAGUAUGAGGUGUGUCUGACGGAAGGAUCUGGGACCGGCGAGUUCAAGUUCCUCAAACCCAUUAUCCCCAAUAUCCAGGCACAGAGCUCUGGGAGGAAUAGUGAAGAAAAUCCCACCUUUCGAAAUAGCUUUGGAUUUAAUUUUCAGUAAAAAUUCUUUUUGUAUUGUCAUUUACUUUUAAGUGUUGUACUAUAAUAUCCCUAUUAGUUUAGUUUCAAAACUCCUAGUUAUUGUGCCGGUUCAAGACUAAUUUUAAGUGCUAUCAAUCUGUUUCACAAUGUUAUUUCAUCCUUAUUCCCCUUAAUCAUUAGCUAGCUUUAAUUAGCAUCCUUUUCUAAAUAAUAGUUUUAAGGUUUAAUUAUUUCAAAAUUUGCAAGGAUUUAGUUAUUAUUUCUUAGCUAGAGAACAAGUUUUUACUUUUCUCCUAGUAUAUUUCAUAGACUAACCUCUUGAUCCAUUCACUUUGUACUUCCUUCAUGUAAGAAGACAUACCUUCACUUCUGACCUUCUCUAACAUUCUAUUUAAUCAUAUUUUUAAGAACCAUGUCAUCUAGCAUUUAAAAAGAAAUAUUUCUCUAUUACUCUGCUCAUGACACAGUGAGGUCAUUGUGUGAGUGAUAUUGGGCUCAUAAGAUAUCUUGUAGUCAUAUUAUUAUUUCAUUUUCCUUAAACACACUACUCUUACAGUUUUCUAGUGUUCACUUUUGCUGACACGUGUAAAAAUAGGUCAUGUCUUACAAUUCCAAGGAAAUGUAAUAAUCUGCAUGAAAAUGAAAAUAAAAACAAUUUGAAAAAUUUUGUGAGAAUAUUGGAUUGUUGGAAAGCUAAUCACUUUUCAUUUCAUUCU